GAAAGGGGCUGGGAUCGGUGGGAAAGCCAUGGAUUUUGGGAGAGGAGCUGGGAUCUGCCUGGGAUUUUGGGAGAGGGGUUGGAAGCAGCCUUGGAUCAGCAGGAAAGGGGCUGGAAGUUGGGAAUACUGGAAAGUUGAGAGUGCUGGGAAGUUGGGAAUGCUGGAAGUUGGGGCGUUCUGGGAAUGUUUCAAAUCCCAAAAUUCCAGAUCCAAACCAGGGAUGUUGCUGAUGGAAUUCCAAAGCCAGAGGUGAACCGUGAAAGGGAAUAAAUCCCUCUUUUCCCAUGGAUUCAUGGAAUUCUGGGAUGCUUUGGGGUGGGAAGCAGCUCAGGGAUCAGGCAGGAACAUUCCCAGGUUUUUCCAGGCUGCCCUGGGAAUUCCCUGCUGCUCCCUCUCCAGUUUUUCCCACAGAUCCCAAACUUUUCCAGGAUUUUCCCCUCCUGAUCCAUCCGGGGGCUUCUUCCCGAGAAUCCCGAGCCCUAACACAGCUGGAAUUCCAGAAUUCCAGGAAUUCCAAGUGAAAUCUGAGGAAUUCCAGCUCUCCUGGAUCCUCGGAAAGCAGCCGGGGCAGCUCCGAAUUCCAAAGGAUUUUCUGGGAUUUUCCCAGAUCCUCUUAACCACGAACAGCUCCGGGAUCCUCAGCUCUGGCUCAUCCCCACAGGACCCCAUGAACUUCCCUGACAGCCCCUCACCAUGAGUGAGGACUCAUGCCGCACCCGCAGCCAGAAGCGCGCCCUGGAGCGGGACUCGGAGCCCGACAGUAAAAAACUCAGGAUGGACAAAGGAAUUCUGGGAUCCGAGCUCAGCUCCGAGGGGGACAUGAAGAUCAAAGCGGAUCCCGGAGCCGGGAAAAUGCCGGGAAUGCUGAAAAGUGGGGAAGUCAAAGCCACCAUCAAAGUGGAGCUGCCGGCAGCAGGGGACGAGCCCGUGGACAUGAGCACAUCCAAAGGGGAGUGCCGGCGGGAGCGGCGCGUUCCCUCCCCGGACGUGAUCGUGCUGUCGGACAACGAGCCCUCGAGCCCCCGCGUCAACGGGCUGGGGCUGGCCCGGCUCGCCCUGCCCGAGCCCGGCGCCGAGGGGCUGCUGCGGAGCCCGGAGCAGCGGGAGCGCCUGAUCAAGCAGCUGCAGGAGGAGCUGAGGCUGGAGGAGGCCAAGCUGGUGCUGCUCAAGAAGCUCCGGCAGAGCCAGAGCCAGAAGGAGACGCCGGCGCCCAAGCUUUCCUCGGGCCCCUCUGGAAGCGCUGCGGCCACACCCCCGCCCUUGGUGCGGGGCCCUCAGGCUGUUCCCGCUGGGAAAACUUCCCUCCAGCCCUCCUCCAGCCGCAUUCCGGGCACUGGGAUCCCUCCCCCGCUGCUCCGGGGGGGCCAAGCGGCCGCCUCCAAGCAGAGCCCCCAGAUCGUGAUGCCCCCCCUGGUCCGAGGGGCCCAGCAAAUCCACACCAUCCGGCAGCACUCGAGCACGGGCCCGCCCCCGCUGCUGCUGGCGCCGCGCGCCUCGGUGCCCUCGGUGCAGAUCCAGGGCCAGCGCAUCAUCCAGCAGGGCCUGAUCCGCGUGGCCAACGUGCCCAACGCCAGCCUGCUGGUCAACAUCCCCCAGGCGUCCCCCACGUCGCUGAAGGGCUCGGCGGUGCCCGCGGGCCAGGCGGGCGCGGCCCCGGCGGGUGGCACGGCGCUGGGGGGCACGGGCGAGGCCCCGGGCAGCCGGCAGGCCGCGGCCAAGCUGGCGCUGCGCAAGCAGCUGGAGAAGACCCUGCUGGAGAUCCCCCCGCCCAAACCGCCCGCGCCCGAGAUGAACUUCCUGCCCAGCGCCGCCAACAACGAGUUCAUCUACCUGGUGGGGCUGGAGGAGGUGGUGCAGAACCUGCUGGAGAGCCAAGGGAAGGUGGCGGUGGCCGUGUCCUGCCGGGAGCCCUACCUGUGUGCCCAGUGCCACACGGACUUCACGUGCCGCUGGCGGGAGGAGAAGAACGGCACCAUCAUGUGCGAGACCUGCAUGGCCUCCAACCAGAAGAAGGCCCUGAAGGCCGAGCACACGAACCGGCUCAAGGCCGCCUUCGUCAAGGCCCUGCAGCAGGAGCAGGAGAUCGAGCAGAGGAUCCUGCAGCAAACGGCCCCGCCCGGGCAGCCCAAGGCCGAGCCCGUGGGGCAGCACCACGCGCUCAAGCAGAGCUCCGGCCAGAUGUCCCGGGGCGCUUCCCGAGGGGUCCUGCACUCCUUCAGCUCCUCGCCCAAGCUGCAGAGCUCCUCGGCCAGCGCCGCGCUGGGCAGCCGGCCCGGCAAGCACGCCGAGAGAUCCGGCAGCAAGGGCAGCGCCGCCUGGAAGAAAAACCCCAUCAGCACAGGUGGGGCCCUGCCCUUCGUCAGCCCCGCGCUGGCCGUGCACAAGUCGGCCUCGGCCGUGGAGCGGCAGCGCGAGUAUCUCCUGGACAUGAUCCCGCCCCGCUCCAUCCCACAGUCGGCCACGUGGAAAUAAUUCCCGAGGGAGAACUUUUCCAGGCUCUGCCAUCCUUUUCUUUUCUACCACAAUUCCGUGGAAUCUGCUUUAAUCCCAGCUGGAUAACGCCCCGAGGCUUUCUAGGAUGCAGCACCACCACUCCUCAUCCGUCCCUGCCGGGAGA
This is a messenger RNA of Pyrgilauda ruficollis (rufous-necked snowfinch), 2617 nucleotides long. It is a transcript of the gene GATAD2A, whose product is annotated as GATA zinc finger domain containing 2A. Gene Ontology annotation, biological process: negative regulation of transcription by RNA polymerase II. Gene Ontology annotation, molecular function: sequence-specific DNA binding. Gene Ontology annotation, cellular component: NuRD complex. Lineage: Eukaryota; Metazoa; Chordata; Aves; Passeriformes; Passeridae. Bases 694 to 2472 code for a protein of 592 amino acids. The record is from RefSeq and is a predicted model, not a curated record. The transcript has 12 exons.